This is a messenger RNA of Fusarium keratoplasticum, 1719 nucleotides long. RefSeq names its product MFS domain-containing protein. The transcript has 3 exons. Lineage: Eukaryota; Fungi; Ascomycota; Sordariomycetes; Hypocreales; Nectriaceae. The record is from RefSeq and is a predicted model, not a curated record. Bases 1 to 1719 code for a protein of 572 amino acids. Gene Ontology annotation, molecular function: transmembrane transporter activity. Gene Ontology annotation, biological process: transmembrane transport. Gene Ontology annotation, cellular component: membrane.
AUGGUACCCAACAACAAGUCCAAAGAGCCAGACACUCGGAUCACUAUUGAGGAGAUCCCAGAAGAGUUCGACCUUGAGAGGUUGGGACGACAGCGGCCUGAAGCAUUCAAGUCAACAUGGACUGAGGUGGCAUUUGUCGCGUCCAUGGUGACAUCUCUUGCUGCCACGGAAUUCUUUGUCGGCGGCUUCCAGAUUCUUAUUCCCGGAAUCUCUGAUGCCUUGAACAUCCCUCAGGAUUCUCAGACAUGGCUCUCCAGCGUCAUCACUCUGGUGGCCGGCUCGUUCCUGUUCCCCUGCGCUAGGUUGGUCGACAUGUUUGGCGGCUAUCUGCUCUUCCACGUGGGCAUUCUAUGGGUUGUCGCCUGGUCUGUCAUCACAGGCUUUAGCAAGACCUUCUUCAUGCUUGUCUUCUGCCGCGCGAUGCAGGGUCUCGGAGCCGCAGCCUUUCUGCCCGCCGGCGUGUCCUUGAUCGGACGCACCUAUCGCCCAGGUCCCCGGAAGAAUCUCGUGUUCAGCCUCUAUGGUGCCAUGGUCCCGGUCAUGUUCUUCCUUGGGACCAUGUGCGGAGGCAUGGUUCAGCAGUACCUCACCUGGGGCUGGUACUUUUGGCUGAUUACCAUGAUCUUGACUCCCGCCGUUUGCGUCUCGCUUUGGGCGUCACCCCGUGACUAUGCUGAGGCUAGGAAAGGAGGCAAUACUAUGGACUGGUGGGGUAUCGGUACAUUGGUCCCUGGUCUUCUUCUGGUCAUCUACGCCAUCACGGAUAGUCGUCGCUAUGGCUGGACCGCGCCGCACAUCAUCGCAACUCUCGUCGUCGGCUGCGCAUUUCUUAUUGCAGCCAUCUUUGUGGAGGGUUGGGUGGCUUCUGCGCCGCUGGUCCCACCGGAGAUCUUCCAGGUCAAGGGCAUGAAGAAGAUGCUGGGCAUAUUGUCCUUGAAGUUUGGUGUUUACUCGGUGUUUCUCUUCUAUGCCAACUUCUAUAUCAAGUCUGUUCUCGGAAAGGACCCCAUGACUGCCUCAGUGUGGUUUGCCCCAUGGGCUGCUGGUGGCAUGAUCUUGUCCAUCUCUAGUGGUCUCCUUCUCCACAUCCUCUCAGGCCAGAUUAUCCUCAUCCUUUGUGGAGUGGCCAAGGUCAUCGCCAUCUUGCUUUUCGCCCUCAUGCCCAACAGCCCCAGCUACUGGGCUUGGGUAUUCCCAGCCCUCAUGGCUGAGGGAGCAUGCAUCUCAGUUCUUUCAGCAAUCGGCAACGUCUUCAUGACCUCGACUCUACCACGCCACCUCCUUGGCUUGGCCGGCGCCUUGAUCUUUGUUGCUUCAUACCUUGCCAGCGCAUUCCUCCUCGCCAUCAUCGCCGUGGUGGUUGGUGUGUUUGAAUCAAAGGGCUGGGAUCUGAAGGCCCAACACAAGGGCGUCUUUUGGAUUGCUUUCGGGCUUGCAUGCCUAGCUCUCAUCCUGGACUUUUUCAUCAAGCUCCCUAAAGCUGGCUGCGAAGAUGUCGAGAAGCCUAAAUCCAAGAAGGAUGAUCUGGAGUCUGAUCUCUCCGAGACUGAAAGCCCUUCUGUUUUCGCCACACCCUCGGAUCAGUUGAGCAUUAACGAAGAGGCUGUCAACGAGCGAGACGAAGAGGAGCGAAAGGGUACCGACACGUUUGAAAAGAAGGAUGUAGAGGUGGAGGUAAAAGUUGUUCGCAUUCAUGAUGUUCUCAAGGAUUUUGUUUAG